GAGAGAGAGCGAGAGAGAGAGAGAGAGAGAGAGAGAGAGACGGGCAGGAAAACUCAGCUUGAGCUUUUCUUCCACUCUCCUUGAGGAACCGCGCGGACCUCGAGACACUUCUACCCAGUUUACCGAGGACACUGCUCGUGCGAGCGACCUGUUUAAUUUCCUUAUAUCAGGAAUUGAUAAGCUUCGCAUCUUUGAUUUUUUCCUUCGAUGGCACAUAGGAUGAGUGUCUUGACUCUUGGGCUUGUGAGGAGACUGUAGCAGUGAUCUGGUCAUGGCGUUUCCACAAGGAUACUUGUACCAGUCUUCGCUCUCUCUUUACUCUUGUCCUCCGUUCGGCUCGAGCGCGAUCACGGGACCGCGGACAGAUGAUCUGGGACGCUCCUCUAGCGGAUCUGCUUUCGCCCCGUACGCGUCCACAGCCUUCACAAACACCACAGUCUUCAACUCACUCCAGUACAGUCCCGAAUCCACAGCCCCCUUCACUUCUUAUGGGGGCUCCCCAUACGACCAUUCUCCAGGCAUGACUGGCUCUAUAGGCUAUCACCCGUACGCCGGUCCCCUGGGCCCGUACCCGUUUGGAGACCCCGCUUACCGGAAGAACGCCACACGAGAUGCCACCGCCACCCUGAAGGCCUGGCUCAGCGAACACAGGAAAAACCCUUAUCCCACCAAGGGGGAAAAAAUCAUGCUGGCCAUCAUCACCAAAAUGACCCUCACUCAGGUGUCCACCUGGUUCGCCAACGCCCGCAGGAGACUGAAAAAAGAGAACAAAAUGACAUGGACGCCGCGGAACAGAAGCGAGGAUGAGGAUGAGGAGGAUAGUAUUGAUUUAGAGAAAAUUAAUGAUGAAGACGAUGAACCGCUCAAAACAACCGAAACAACACAGACGACCAAAGAUUCAGUUGGCGAUGACUGCACAGAAAACCGCGCGGAAGAUCAGGACGACGCGACGGAUAGUGUCAUCAUCGACUGUGAAGAAGAGGAGAAUCGGACAGUCUCCGAGUCUCCGGUGCCCACGACCUCCUCUCCCCAAAACGAGAGGAGUGAAUCCAAGAAGCCCCUCAGUGAAACCUGCAAAGCCGCAUCUGUCAUUCAUUCUGCAAACCCGACCCCUAAACCCAAACUGUGGUCUCUUGCUGAAAUCGCUACGUCGGAUAAGGGGAGUGACGAACCGUCACAAACAUCUGGGGCGUUAUCGCCCGCCGGGUCACCUGCGCAAUGCCCCUUCCCCCCUAGACAUUUAUACUACGCUUCUCCGUUCUACGCGGGAUUCACGAACUACGGCACAUUCGGACACCUGAACGGCGCCGGUUCAAACGGAAUUAAUCAGGCUGUGUUACACAGAGCGAGAGACAGCAGACUGACUCAGGAGAUGUGUAAAGAACUCACGUUUGAGCACAGGAGGCCGAAUAUUUAGUGCUUUUAUAUUUAUUAUUUCUGUUUUGAAAGGGAUUUUUCAGUAUGGCGAACGGCAACUCUCCGAUAAAGCGCUCUCUGAACUUUACACGAAAGUUUUUAAUAUUUAAAAAGGAAAUGGUAUUGAAAUAUUCUUUUUCUUUAUUGUAAAAUAUUUGUGCAAGAGGUACUAAUUUAAAACAUUUUUGUAAUCUCAAUCAGCUGUUAAAAUGAUUUUGCUAGAUCUUAACCUGUCAUAUGGAGGACGGGGAAAAUCAUUUUUCAAGCAAAUUUGCUAAUGCUUAUUCUAGGUCAGUGGUUUUGUUUGUGCCCAGUAAAUUAUAUGUUCUCUUUAAACUUUAAACACAUAAAUAACACCAGAGAUUUUGAAAUAGAUAUGCGAGAGCUGUUUUUAUAUGCUUACAGAAGAGGAACUACAGGGUUGGCAUCAGGUCCAGUAUCAUGACAUUCUCUGGUCUGAAGAUAUCAGUCAAGAAAAUUCAGCUAAAAAGCUAUUCUUUAUAUUUUGACCCAUUACAGAUUCUUCUAUCAUCUGUUCUUUACAGAAAGUGUGCAGUGCCUUCCUGAUUUGCUCACAACUGUGCUACACCUACAUGGACUCAAAGAAAACACUCAAUAACUGUAACCGUGGCCUCCUGGGCAUAAUACAGAGGAUAAAUUGUAAAUUUAAAUAGCACAAGUCAACAUUUAUUGCUGGGGGAUUAUGGGACAGUACUCUUAAGUGGAGGAGAUAUUAAAUUUAUGCUCCAUAAAGCAUCUUCUCAUGAAACGUGUGUUGCUUUUUUCCUGUGAUGCGGAAAGAGCGAGGGGCUAAAAAUGUUCAAAGACCAUUUUAAAAGGUAUUAAAUGUGUAAAUUCAAAAUUUAGUAAACUCUUUGCAAGAAUGACAGGAUUACCACAGAUUCCCCAUUUCUGCACGAAUAGCGCAGUCCGACAUCAACAAACAUCAGAGAAGCGACUCAGGCCCCGUGGCUUACAGGGGUAAUACAACGUUUUUGUACACAAAACCAUGAAAAGAGGCUGCAGGGACUUGAAAAGCUCUCUAAUCCCUCCAGUAAAUUCUAAAGUUAGGGUGUAUAUUUAUACUCAGCGCAAUGCUAUUUCACAAUUCACUGAAUUCAAAGCUUUGUAACUGAAGAAGCUCUGUCGAAACUAUCCAAACUAUCCAAUCAUCUUGUGACCAAUGUCACAUUCAACGCAGUCAUUUUAUCCUUUCAUUGCUUUACAAGGGGGGUUUAGGGCCGCUAGAGAUGAGUUUUCUUUCUAUCUCGUUUCCAGAGGUGUAAACACAAAAUAUCACUAGUAAUUGCUAUAAAAUGGGUUCUGACCGCACAGCAGAUGUUUGUUUCUAAUAUAUCUUUCAUCUAGCUCUGUUAUUGCCAGCUGUUAAAUAUGCUUUAACCUCUUUUACAGAGGCGAUGUUUUGCUAUCUGUAAUUUUAAGAACAUUUAACAUAUCAUAUAGAUUAAAUGGCAAGGUAUCAAAAUCUGAUACAGUACAUCAGGGAUUAUUAGCCUUUUUUUCAGGGAUGUGAAAAGAAAAAUCUGAUUACUUUACAACAAAACAAGUUUGUAGAUAAAUUUUGCUCUCAAAAAUGUAAUGUCUCAUAUACACUGUAAAAAAAAAAAAGAAUUUAAAAAGAAUAAAAAAGGUUUAACUUAAAAAAGCAAGUUGCUUGGUUGCCUCAAUAUUUUGAGUUAAUUGAAAUGAAAAAAAUUGAGUUAAUACA
Megalobrama amblycephala (Wuchang bream) is the source of this 3145-nucleotide messenger RNA. It is a transcript of the gene irx5b, whose product is annotated as iroquois homeobox 5b. The transcript is spliced from 3 exons. Lineage: Eukaryota; Metazoa; Chordata; Actinopteri; Cypriniformes; Xenocyprididae. Gene Ontology annotation, cellular component: nucleus. The record is from RefSeq and is a predicted model, not a curated record. The coding region runs from base 272 to 1417 and encodes 381 amino acids. Gene Ontology annotation, molecular function: DNA-binding transcription factor activity, RNA polymerase II-specific; RNA polymerase II cis-regulatory region sequence-specific DNA binding. Gene Ontology annotation, biological process: neuron differentiation; regulation of transcription by RNA polymerase II; cell development.